Messenger RNA from Aspergillus ochraceoroseus IBT 24754, 1341 nucleotides. RefSeq lists its product as uncharacterized. NCBI's taxonomy places the organism in Eukaryota, Fungi, Ascomycota, Eurotiomycetes, Eurotiales, Aspergillaceae. The transcript has 5 exons. Gene Ontology annotation, molecular function: protein phosphatase regulator activity. Bases 61 to 1227 code for a protein of 388 amino acids. Gene Ontology annotation, biological process: protein dephosphorylation. The record is from RefSeq and is a predicted model, not a curated record. Gene Ontology annotation, cellular component: nucleus; protein phosphatase 4 complex; cytoplasm.
GAAGCUUUCCCUUUCCAACGCCCUGACGUGGCCCUCUGGCUCCGAUAAGUGCCGGGAGAAAUGUCUCUAGAUGAAGAAAGCUUGGAGAUAGCCGCCAAUGGCGGUUUGAUGGAUUGCGAGAAAUGGCCAAGCCUUGUCGAGCCGCUGCUUGAGCGAUUGGAAUAUAUCAUGUACAAUGUUUUCGUGAUGCCGGAAAUCCCCCCAGAGACUCCAAAUACCUUACCUCUUCAUCCUCCGUCGCUGAACGCGCCCACCUCGCCCUUGCUGCAAGAUCCCAAUUCCGCUCCGUCGAGUAGCAACAAGGAAAAUGCAGCCCCUUCAGAAUUACAGACCCCGCCACGACCUUCAACGUCAUCAAUGUUACCUCCAUCCUCGAUCGAACGUGUUCCUGAUUCCCAGCCCGCAUCUCAAAUAGUCACCUCAAACGGGACCCUCCCGGCACCCUUACUAUUACUUCUUCAGUCCAUUAAAUCGACACUGAGGUCUCUUUUUUCCUCCAAACCUCCUCAUACUAUCCAGAGACUUGCAGAGCUUAUUCUUCGUCCCCAUGUGCAUUAUAAGACCCUCCCAGCUUACUUGCGAGCCGUCGACCGCGUUGUCUCCGUCACUAGUACCGCAGACGUAUUCCCGCUCCCAAUGCAAAGCGGUGCCACGCAACUGAAUGGCGUCAUAAACGGGACUGAGAAUACCUUUGUGUUUACGGAUAAUGCUUUAGCGAGUGACGAGUCUCUGGGGGGAGCUUUGCUGACUCCCAUCCCGUGGCUGAACAAUGCUGCUUCCUCGGAAACCGAAGGAGCCGCUAUGGACGACGAUGCGGGAAUUUUGACCUCUGCAGAUCCGCUUCAACAGAUUAUGACCCAAGGAGUAAAUCCUGAACAGCAACAAACGAUAGAGACGGGCAUUCUCGAGGGAGAUAUGAUGGACAGCUCUGCCACACCGGCCGACCCCGCCGAUGAAAUCCCUCAUGCUCGAGGCCCGUCUGUUCUCGGCGUGGAAGACAUGGGUCUCCAGGAUGGCAAGGGUGUUCAAAUGACCCUGUUAAACACGGGUAGUGAGAAUGACGCUUGCUCUACAGAACAAAUGUCCCGAGACCAACCUGCUCAGUCAUCCCAACCCAGCCCAGAAAACAAGGAAUCCAGCCCUUCUACGAAAGACACUGAUGGUGACGGGGACAUUGCCCUCUCAGAUGAACCUUCUUCUGCGUCUUGGGGAGUUGAAGCCCACUAACCAACCUGAGUGCAGAUAGAUAGAGCAAGAAAAUCACAAUGCAAUUUUACUAGCAGCAGGAGUUUGCGGCCAGAUUUCUCAUUAUACGAUCACCAUUUUUUUUUUUUUUUUUUU